This is a messenger RNA of Solea senegalensis (Senegalese sole), 4231 nucleotides long. RefSeq names its product coenzyme Q8A, genome duplicate a (gene coq8aa). Gene Ontology annotation, molecular function: kinase activity. The transcript is spliced from 17 exons. The record is from RefSeq and is a predicted model, not a curated record. Gene Ontology annotation, cellular component: extrinsic component of mitochondrial inner membrane. Bases 360 to 2378 code for a protein of 672 amino acids. Gene Ontology annotation, biological process: ubiquinone biosynthetic process. NCBI's taxonomy places the organism in Eukaryota, Metazoa, Chordata, Actinopteri, Pleuronectiformes, Soleidae.
AGAAGUAGCUAAGAGAGCGCUGCUGCGUCACAGCACUGUCCUCUGCAGUGAAGUUGGUAAAUAAGGUUUGACCUCGCUGUGGAGAGAGGGCGGUAGAUAAACUAGAUUAAACGCUGUGUGCUGUAGUGAAGUAACAACAACAACAGCAGCAGCAGUAGGAGGGCGACACUCCAAACAGCCACGUAACCCCUGCUGCUAACAUACAAACACAGUGGAGUCCUGUGGUGGUGUAAGGACGAGGCCCAGUGAAAGUUGCUGCUCAGUAGUCUCAAUAAAGUUUUACUGACCUCGCCUGUGUCCACAGAGCUGGACAUACGAGCAGCAGCAGUACAGUCGCCGCCCCACAGCUGCUGAUCAUCAUGGCAGGUGAUAUGAUGUUACUAAUGCGGGGCUUGGCUAAAUUAAGCCAGGCAGUUGUUGAGACUCAGGCCAGUACCUUGCGCAGUGGCACAGCAGUUGCAGGAGUUGGUGCUGCUGUCCAGGGCGUCCAGUCAGCAGCUGAACAAGGCUUUUCUGUUGCCAUGAUGAAGAUGCAGGAACUGUCUGGCCAGCAGCAAACAACUUCCUCAGAGCAGGAAUUUGACUUUCCUCAGGAUGAAAGUGAGUUCUCAACUUCAGAGUUUAGAGAGGAAAGCUCAGAGUUUACUUCGGAUCACUCAGGAAUUGGCACCGACACAGCAGCCUUUGAGAGCGCAGCAGCAGCAGCAGCAGCAGCAAGCGCAAGCCAUGUCAACGGGAAACAGUCUCUGUUUGAGGGAUACAAAGAUCCAAGCAAGCAGUUCAGUGGAGACUCCAGAUCUUACCACCAUGAUGCCAGACAUUACACUGGACGCCAUCAUCUCUACAGUCUGAACAGACACGUGGGGGGGCAACUAUGCUCUCAACAUCUGGUCACGCAGAUCAGAAGCUACCAUCAGGACCAGUCCACAGUUGGAGGUCUGACAGCGGAAGACAUUGAGAAAGCGAGACAGAGGAAGGGGCCUGAGACUAAACCACACAAACAGAUGUUAAGUGAGAGAGCCAGAGAGAGGAAAGUGCCUGUGACACGGAUCAGCAGACUGGCCAACUUUGGAGGUCUCGCCCUUGGGUUGGGUAUUGGAGCUCUGGCUGAAGUUGCUAAGAAGACCAUGAGACAUAGUGGUGGGUCAGGGGAAAAUAAGGCAGUUCUGGACUCCAGCCCCUUUCUGUCAGAGGCUAAUGCCGAACGUAUCGUCAGGACUCUGUGUAAAGUCAGAGGAGCGGCACUGAAACUGGGACAGAUGCUCAGCAUUCAAGACGACGCAUUCAUCAACCCACAGCUCGCCAAGAUAUUUGAGCGUGUGAGACAGAGCGCUGACUUCAUGCCAAUCAAACAAAUGACGAAAGCACUGAACCAUGACUUUGGCCCUAACUGGAGAGACAAGUUGGCGUUUUUCGAGGAACGUCCUUUCGCAGCAGCCUCCAUUGGCCAGGUUCACUUGGCGAGGAUGAAGGACGGCAGGGAAGUGGCCAUGAAAAUACAGUACCCCGGUGUGGCUCAGAGUAUCAACAGUGAUGUCAACAACCUCAUGGCGGUGCUGAAUAUGAGCAAUGCCCUGCCUGAUGGUUUGUUCCCGGAGCAUCUGAUAGACGUUAUGAGAAAAGAGCUGGCACUGGAAUGCGACUACAUAAGAGAAGCCAAGUGUGCUAAGAAAUUCAGGGAGCUACUGAAGGACCAUCCGUUCUUCUAUGUACCAGAGGUGAUCGACGAGCUGAGCAGCGGCCACGUCCUGACCACGGAGCUCGUCCCCGGGUUUCCUCUGGACAAGGCUGAGAACCUCUCGCAGGAGCUGAAAAACGAGAUCUGUCACAACAUCUUGACGUUGUGCCUCAGAGAGCUGUUUGAGUUCAGGUACAUGCAGACGGACCCAAACUGGUCCAACUUCUUCUACGAUCCACAGACACACAGGGUGGCACUGUUGGACUUUGGAGCCACGCGAGGAUUUGAUCAGAGUUUCACAGAUGUCUACAUCGAGGUUAUCCGUUCAGCUGCUGAAGGCGACAGUGAGGGAGUCCUGAAGAAAUCUAUAGAGAUGAAGUUCCUAACUGGCUACGAGUCCAAGGCGAUGAUCAACGCCCACGUGGACGCGGUGAUGAUCCUCGGCGAAGCCUUCGCUUCCACGGAGCCUUUCAGCUUUGGUUGUCAGUCGACCACAAAGAGGAUCCACAACCUGAUCCCCGUGAUGCUCAAACACCGCCUCACUCCGCCUCCGGAGGAAACAUACUCGCUGCACCGCAAGAUGGGCGGCUCUUUCCUCAUCUGCUCCCGUCUGAACGCACAGCUGCCCUGUAAGGAGAUGUUCCAGUCUGCGUAUCAGAAGUACUGGGAGGGCCGCACGCCGCCCUCUCAGCCGGCGUAAGCCGCUCUCAGGUGUCAGAAUGUUUGAUGGACAGGUCCUGGGGCCAACGGCAAAGUGCCCAUCCAUGUUAAGGUCAGUCAGGUGUGAAGAUGCAGGAGUGCAGAGUGGAGGCCAUGUUACCUUCUUCUUAAGCUGAACACCAGCUCAUCUUUUCCAUUUUGGGUGUCCCACUUGAACAUAUUUACAGCUGCCACUUCUGAAAAGGAGAGAAUGGCAAUAUGGCAUGUGGAGGCCAAGCUCUUACCCUGUGUAUGGCCCUGAGAAAGACUGAUAAAGAGGGUGGGUGUGGAUAUAAGAGAGCAACAAUCUUGUUAAGGUGUAAAAUGAAUGUAAAAUGGUUUGACUUUUUUCUGUCUAACAUGAUUGUUUUGUUGUUUUGUUUGUUUUUGCUGUGUUUGGUUGAACUCUUGGGAAAUCACUCUGAGUAUUUAAGUUUGUUUUGUCAUCAACCAGAAAAGAGACAUUGAUUACAUCAGGAAUUAGUUGGCAUCAGGGUAAGAAAGCAGAACUCCGCCAAAGUGGUAAUAAUGGGGUUAAAGGUCCAGUCCAACAUUGAGGAGGUUUUAUUAGCAAGUAUAUUUGAAUAAUUGUAUAAUCACUUUAAAAUAAAAAUUAAUUGGUUAUCAUAGCUUUAGAAUAAAUCUUGUACCAUAGAUGAGCGCCUCACUUUACAGAGGCCAACAUUUUGUGCUGCCACAUUUUUUAACGGCAGCCUGAAUGGACCGACCCAAGUACAGCAGGGUUUUUGCAUUUUGCAGUGAAACUUUUUAACAAAACAAACCAAACAAUGACCAUAGUAUUUUCCUGACGCACUCGGUAAAGGGAGGGCUGAGUUUGGAGGACAACCUGCAGUCUCACCACCAGAUGUCACUAAUUCUUACACACUGGAUCUUAAAUAUACAGUUCAAGCCAUCACAGUCACAGUAGUUGACCAGGAAGAGGAAGGACCAACUUGUCAGACUCGUAAUAAUCUCUGCUCCAGUUGUUUUUCACAGGCGACACUCACUGCUAUAGUUUUGAUACAAAACAUAAUCUUUUAAGAGAUGGAUUUAGUGUUAAAGUAAAGAUUCAAAGCCAUCAAGUUGCUUUUUUUUGGGAAAAUUAUGACUAGAGUGGAGAUUGUCUGCAUUAACACGCACAAAGAUAUAUUUUAUCUAUGUAGUAUUCAGUGUCUUCUGCUGCUUCCACCCACAUUUACAGUACUAAAAUGUUUUUGAUCAUGUUUCAGUCACUGUUAAUAGCUUUUUAAGGGAAAUCCUUGGCACACGACUGAUUGAAAUAGUCUGACGGGUGCGUUUUAAUGAUCCCCUGGUUAAAGACAUGAUUUUACACACUUUUGCUCUGUUGAUAUUUCUCUGUAGUACCUCAUGUCCACAUAUGAGAUUUGUCACAUGGGUUUUUGGUUUGUUGCCAGCACAACUGUUACCAUUGUGUCCCUGAACCAUAAUUCUGUGCGACGUAUUUCAGUGAAUCCAUCUCAGAGGGUCAGGCCCACAGUGGUGAAUAAUAACGAAGAUGGAUGACAUCAACUCGUGCGUUUGCGGACUGUUCAGUCUCUUCUCAGGUGUGGAGGUUCAUCACCUGGUUGCCGUGACACAAAGGUUUUCUCUCAUCUGCUGCGUGAUACAGUUAUAAGAAGGUGUGAAGAAAAUGUAAAAAAAACAAAAAAAAAAUUGGUGCCUGUAGAUUCCAGUGGAACAUUUUUUUUAUAUUUUAGAAUAUAAAUACAUUUCCUGUCGAGACCCGGUGAAACAGUGGUUUAAAACUUUGUAAUCUAAAGGCAUUCUUAACUGAAACAUGUGAUAAAAGAUAUUCCAGAAAAAGAGUAAAUGUUUGUUCUUCUCUUGUCAAAA